This is a messenger RNA of Coregonus sp. 'balchen', 10659 nucleotides long. The record is from the annotation of a GenBank genome assembly. Lineage: Eukaryota; Metazoa; Chordata; Actinopteri; Salmoniformes; Salmonidae.
AUGGCCAGGGAUGAGGUAAUGUAUAUCAUCAUAGUAAUUUUUAAGUCCUGUCUUGAUUGUAGUCAUUCUAAAUUGUUUGAUUGGUAAGAAACUGGAAACCAUGCAUCUAAAGUCUUUGUAGUUUAUAGCAUUAUUCCCAAGCACAACUGACGUUUGACUGUCGAUCGGGACACAUGUAGAAUAUCUGCCAUCUGAGGCACACUGAAAGCACAGGACAUCAGAAACCUCAGUUGCUCUUGAGUGAUGGCAUAACAAGGUGCACCUCUAGUUCCUCUUUAAGUCUGAGAAGCCCGGUAACUGGAACUGGCUGUAACAAUAAUACAACACUGUGUUUAGGCUAUUUAAUGUAUUGUGACACCGCCCGCCCCCCUCAUUCCAAAAACACUUUUAAAUGAUAGUAACUGUCACAAAUUGUGGCCAAGUAAUGUUUUUAUUAUAUUGGAUUUUAAAGCCAAGACAUAAAUAUAAAUGUUGACCAAGAACAAAUAUAAUGGGCAGCAGGAGAUCGAAGAGUGAAAGAAAAUCAACGGCCUAUGAACAUGACCUGGUAUUGAUUGCUCAACAGUAAGCCCAACCACACCCACUACAAUACUGCUUACCUUGUUGUGCAUGCCAGCCAGAGGUACGAAUCUCCUGAAUGAACUGAGAUACUCAAUUAGAUCAUCUGCUGAAGCAACAUUUAUCAACCUCCCCCUAGCCCACUCAAGGCUCCUCUGCAUGGUUUCCAUUCUGCAGGAUGACAGUUUUGUGAAAAUAGAGACCAUGGGACUGCGAUUCCUGUUCAAACAGUGCCAUAGUACUAACGUUAACGUUCCUGGUUUAUGUCUGAAGUUGUUCAUUUCUAUGAAUAUUUCAAAGGAUAUUCAAAAGUAAUAUCUGUGCUGUUUGAAAGCUGAUAUGUUGUAGAUAUUAGCAACGUUUUCACAGGGUUGUCCUAGGUCAAAUUAGGUGUAGUAAACACAUGUAAAAAUGACCAUAACAAGCGUUCGUUAAACCUGUAAAUGCACACUAAACAGGUGUAAUGAACACGUGUAAAAAUGACCAUAACAAGCAUUCAUUACACCUGUAAAUGCACACUAAACAGGUGUAACGAACACGUGUAAAAAUGACAUUUGACACUUGAAAUAAGCAAGUGAAAAAUGAUAAUUACAAGUGUUAAGACGUCUUCCGGGUAAGACAAUUUGAACCUUUUGGCUUUCCAUUUCGUUGGUGGCGGGUGUGAUUGUUUGCAGACAUGCAAAUUCAGCACACACAACAUUAUAUAACGGAAUUGUUUUAUUUGACGUGUAAAAUUAAAAGCUUAUUUGACGCGUCAAAUAGUUUUAUUUGACAUGUAUAUUUUUUUAGAUGCAAAGACCCAACCGGCGUUCCAUACAAGUGUCGUGUUCGUCAUUUCUGAAGUAGGGAGGAGGGGGGCAUUUUAUUUAUACCUAAUCCUUAGUUAUUUUAUAUUUCUUUCCAAUUUCUUGCUUUUGAUAUUAUUUUAAAUCAAGCAUGGUAAAAUAUAUAUUCGAAUAAUUCGACCUGUAAUUUGAUUUAUUUCCAUAGCUAGGACGACUCAAUCGCGCACCCCUUGAAAUCAUGUGGUACGUUCCAUAGCUCUCUGUUGCCCCGGAAGAAAGCAGUUUGCUUUUACCACUUGGAAAGUGAUCAGCUCACUAGAUUGCAACCGUAAAAGUACAUGAUCUACUCGCAUAAAAAGAAACACAACUCUUGGAAUCCAAGGUUUGCAUAAAAUAUUCACAUAAUUUUUUAUAUCAAAAACGGUGUUGUAACUGGUGGAUGAACUGACGUAACCCUGUGGCAAAUAUUUAGCUUGCUAGCCAACAACGGCUAAAUACGUUUUCUGACUUCUGAGAAACUAAUUUAGCUAGCAUUCUAGCUAAUCGUUUCCAUUGUUUUGGUCGAAUUCGAUUGAUCUCUGUACCCCAUGUAUUCUAGGUAGCUAGACAUGGUAGUUAAAUUCAGCUUGUUUUGCUGGUAUUCGACUCUGUUGGCUUUUGAACAUCAUGACAGAACUAACCUGCGAACUGGCUAACUAAAGUAGCUGGAUGUUAGCUACACGCGUUAGUUGGCUUGCUAGCGAACUAAUUAGCUUACAUUUUUAGCUAACUAACUAGCUAGCUAUGUCUUAAUCUUGAUAACAACAAAGAAGCAAAGCCCCACUAGUCGUGGGGGUAUUGUUGUAAUCUUUAUGCACGGGGGUAUUGUUGUAAUCUUUAUGCGUGGGGGUAUUGUUGUAAUCUUUAUGCGUGGGGGUAUUGUUGUAGUCUUUAUGCAUGGGGAUAUUGUUGUAAUCUUUAUGCAUGGGGGUAUUGUUGUAAUCUUUAUGCAUGGAGAUAUUGUUGUAAUCUUUAUGCAUGGGGGUAUUAUUGUAAUAUAUGCAUGGAGGGUAUUGUUGUAAUCUUUAUGCAUGGGGGUAUUGUUGUAAUCUUUAUGCAUGGGGGUAUUAUUGUAAUCUUUAUGCAUGGGGGUAUUAUUGUAAUCUUUAUGCAUGGGCGUAUUAUUGUAAUCUUUAUGCAUGUGGGUAUUGUUGGAAUCUUUAUGCAUGGGGAUGUUGUUGUAAUCUUUAUGCAUGGGGAUAUUGUUGUAAUCGUUAUGCAGGGGGGUAUUGUUGUAAUCGUUAUGCAUGGGGGUAUUGUUUAAAUCGUUAUGCAUGGAGGUAUUUUUGUAAUCGUUAUGCAGAUAAAGUUAGUUACUUUUGUGGUUUAGAUUAUUAAUCACAUGUAUAGAUUCAGCCAGAUCAAGAUAAUAAUAUUGCUUGUUUCACUUAGCUAGCUAGGUAAUUGAUUGCCAAGUAACGUCGUUCCGGUAAUUUGACAUUUUAAACUGCAUCGUUGGGAAUGGUUCGUAAGCAAGCAUUUCGCUGUAAAGUCUACAUCAGUUGUAUUCAGCUCGUGUGAUAAAUGAAAUUUGAUUUGGAUAAUCAAUGCAUGUUAGCCUUUGCUUUGGCUUUGCAAUCGCAGUUAAGUUGCCUAGCCGCUAGCUAACGUUAGUACUCGCUAGACCUAUCAAACGAAAUCUUGUCAAUAUUUGUUUAAUUGGAUUUGAUUACAACCGUUCUUCGGUACUUUGGCAAUGUACUAUAGUUAAUAUUUAGACAAGCUAUCUAGCUAGUUACCAGGUACCAUGGGUUUAUGAAUGCUUCUCUCCAUUCUGCAUUACGGUGACGCAGUUAUUCUGACCAGUGUUUAACGUUAGCUUGCACCUACAACAAUAAUUGGGAGAAACUCCUGCAUGUGUGUCGAUGCAUAUCGUUAUUUGUUUUAGUUCUGUGUACGUGAACUGGGUAGCUAGCUAGGUAACUAACGUUGGCUAGUAGAGUACCGAGCAUUGAUGUGUCUGCUGUCUGUACAUUAAAGCAUCCGGUAGAAAUGUAACGUUGGCUAACUAGAUGAUCAAAGUAAUUUGGAUGAAAUCUGGCCACUAGCGCUGAUUCUACAGUAGCCAGCUAAUUCACGUUUGUUUAUCAGCUUCCAAAAGAAAGGUCCACAUAGGUCUCGAGAACCCAAGGGGGGUAUACCCAUCUACCCAGUGGUGUAGUGGGACUAUAUGCAGUGUGCCCACUUUUUUUUCAGUUGCAUAAUUUUUCCCCCCCCCCAGACCUAAAAAAUGGUCUCCUGAUGUGGUUUAAGCAUUGUUGUGGAUUUAGAGCAUCCAAUUUUGGCUGGUCAGCUCUCCCUUAGAGCUUUGUCACACACCCAGCAUUGUGGCACCCUGGGAGUGCAGAACCUGAAAGCAUGUCAGGAAAUUAGAGUAUACCCACUUCUUCAGGCAGCACUACACCAUUGCAGCUACUGUCUAUUGAAUGGGCUAAGGUCCACAUAACUUAUUGACCAGAUAGCAGCUAGCCAAGUAACGAUGCAUGCAUUGGAUGAGAUCUGUUUGUUUAGGCUAGCUAACUUCUGCAAUAUACAGCCAAUUGGCUAACAUUAAACAUGGGAGUUAUCUGAUCUGUGGUUUAUGCCUUGUCUGGCGCACAACCACAAAAACCACUUACACAAGACGAAGAUAGCUUGCCAGUAUAUUAGCUACUAUGUCAUCUCCCCUCUCCCUCCUGCUCUCUCUCUGUCUGUUGCUGUAGGAUAGUACACAGUGUUCGGACUGGCUGAGGAGGCAGACCUACAGACGGUAUCACAGACGCUGGACAGAUUUGUAAAUGAGUGAAGCUAGUUGAGCCACUGCCAGAGCAGGGGCAUUCUGAGAGUUGAUUAGCUAUGUGAUGUGACCAUACUGUCUUGUACUAUGUAGUUCAUCACCUCAAGUCUCUCACUGUAAACUGUGUUUUUAUUAUAGAAUCUUAUAGAUUUGAAUGGACAAGGAGACCAGAAAUACAUAGGUACUUCUCCUAUAUACUAUCUGUAAAUAGUAUACUGUUUAUGGUAUGGCUCUCGGCUGGGUGAGCUGACAGAUUCAGUGUGUGUGUGUGUGUGGACCCAGCCCAGCUAGUUAACCCGUGUGGAGACGCCGCGAUGCCUGUGAAGAAGAAGAGGAAGUCUUCAGGGUCAGAUGACCCGGGACUCAGGAAGUGUAAAAUCACCUGGUGAGGAACCACUCCUCACCCACUACCCUUCACCCCUGCUCCUCACCCACCAUCCCCGCCCUCCUUCUCCUCACCACCCCUCACCCACCACCCCUGUUCUCCUGCUCCUCACCUCACUUCUCCGACCAUCCUCCACUAUUGGAUGUUUGGUCUUUUCCCUCCCCCCAGAUACUGCUGUGUUUAGAGCUGUAGUGGAACUCUGCCUCACCCAACCCUUCUACUGUAGACCCUUCGUCUCCUCACCCAUUCCACCGUGUGUGUUGCAGCUGCUGCUUGCUGGCUUUUCUCUGUGCAGUGAGCCUGGCUGCUUGACUAAAGGAACUCAACACUCAGCACAUAUUUGUCCCCUUAUGCAACACAGACCUCAGUCAGUCCACAGGAAAGGAGAGGGGGAGGAGUGUGUGUGACACUGAAUAUCCUGAGAACUCCUCUCAUGCAUGUGUCCGAGUCUGUUUAGUGACUAUGUUCUAUCCUGUGUUGUAGUUUCUGUGUUCUAUCCUGUGUUGUAGUUUCUGACUGUGUUCUAUCCUGUAUGUUGUAGUUUCUGACUGUUCUAUCCUGUAUGUUGUAGUUUCUGACUGUUCUAUCCUGUGUUGUAGUUUCUGACUGUGUUCUAUCCUGUGUUGUAGUUUCUGACUGUGUUCUAUCCUGUAUGUUGUAGUUUCUGACUGUUCUAUCCUGUGUUGUAGUUUCUGCAGACCCCAGGCUCCAGGCCGGUUGAUCAGCCCAGAGGACCAGUUCUCCAAUAAGAAAUGUCUGGCCUGGUUCUACGAGUACACAGGUACAGUGCCUUCAGAAAGUAUUCAUACCCCUUGACUUAUUUCUCACCCAUCGACACACAAUACCCCAUAAUGACAAAGUGAAAACAUGUUUUUAGAAAUAUUAUCAAAUUUACUGAAAAUGAAAUACAGAAAUAUCUGACUUACAUAAGUAUUCACACCCCUGAGUCAAUACAUGUUAGAAUCACCUUUGGCAGUGAUUACAGCUCUGAGCAAUGUUCCCUCAAAAAAAUGUUCGGCACUGAGCAAAUUUCUGGUCUGCUGUGCGCAAACUUGAAUGUUGUGAAAAUUCUGUGCAACUUGUGGCACGCGUUUACUGUGAACACUGAGGCUGUACCCGCUUUAAGUUACAGUUUUAAUGGUGGCCAAGUAGGCUACUGUGGCUAUUUGAUCAUAAUGUAGGCCUAUCAGCGUGGCAUACCAUAAAAAACAAUGGAGAAAAUGUAUCCCAUAACAUUUUAGCAUGGAAUAGCUGUUCUAUCAUUCAGCCUACAGUAGCAGCCAAUGUGUGGUGUUCAAUGUAGACCUACAUUCCAUGAGACUUUUGAAAAAAACAUUUAGGGAUUGAGAUUAACCUGUUUAUCCACUUGUCCUUCAGACAAGGAGGUGACUGAAAAUGUUGUGGUGUUUGAUGCAAGAAUCCACUUUACAAAAUAAAAUUCAUUAUUAUUCCCUUACCAUUAUUACAGAGAAUCAGACAAAUUAUGCUACCCUCUGCCUAUUGGCUACUUAGCUUAUUCAAGCCUCUCUCAAAAUACAACACUGCCCCUUAAAGACAGAAAAAAAGCUCUUUACCUGACUUACUUUUCAAAGAUGGCUAGAAAUGCACCUGUUUUGUGCUCUUGUAGGAAGCAACCACUCCCCCAUUGCUGACUAGAAACUAACUAUAACUGGGCUAAUAACUUACUUACUAGCAAACAAUAUGAACAAAUGUACACACCUGGCUACAUGCAGCUCUUGCUUUGAUCUCAAAACAAGCACAUCUACUCGCGACCACUCAUGCUGUAAAGUAUGGGCCUGAGUCAUGCCUGUCAAUGCAAUAGAAUCCUACUCCAAUGUGCUCUGCCUACAAAAAAAUGUAUUGCGUAGUUUGUUUUGUUUCGGUAUGUUGUAUUGAAAGGGGAUAAUAUUGUGUUGAUUCGAUGACAAUUCGCACAGUAGAGGGAAAUUGGCUGUGAAUCUUUCAGGGUAAGUCUCUAAGAGCUUUGCAUACCUGGAAUGUACAAUAUUUGCACAUUAUUCUAUAAAAAAAAAAAAAAUCUUCAAGCUCUGUUAAGUUAUUGUUGAUCAUUGCUAGACAGCCAUUUUCAAGUUUUGCCAUAGAUUUUCAAGCCAAUUUAAGUCAAAACUCGAACUCGGCCACUCAAGAACAUUCAAUGUCAUCUUGGUAAGCAACUCCAGUGUAUAUUUGGUAUUGUGUUUUAGGUUAUUGUCCUGCUGAAAGGUGAAUUUGUCUCUCAGUGUCUGUUGGAAAGCAGACUGAACCAGAUUUUCCUCUAGGAUUUUGCCUGUGCUUAGCUCUAUUCAGUUUAUUUUUAUCCUAAAAAACUCCCUAUUGCUUGCUGAUGACAAGCAUACUCAUAACAUGAUGCAGCCACCACCAUGCUUGAAAAUAUGAAGAGUGGUACUCAGUGAUGUGUUGUGUUGGAUUUGCCCCAAACAUAAUGGUUUGUAUUCAGGACAUAGUUUAUUUAUUUGCCUAAUUCUUUGCCAUUUUACUUUAGUACCUUAUUGCAAACAGGAUGCAUGUUUUGGAAUCUUUUUUAUUCUGUACAGGUUUCCUUCUUUUUACUCUGCCAUUUAGGUUAGUAUUGUGGAGUAACUACGAUGAUGUUGAUCCAUCCUCAGUUUUCUCCUAUCACAGGCAUUAAACUGUAACUGUUUUAAAGUCACCAUGGUGAAAUCCCUGAGCAGCUUCCUUCCUCUCCGGCAAUUGAGUUAGGAAGGACGCCUUAGUGAGUGCAUACAUUUUUUUUUUUUCAUUACUGGCCCCCCGUGGGAAUCGAACCCACAACCCUGACGUUGCAAACGCCAUGCUCUACCAACUGAGCUACACGGGACUAAUUCAGGCUGUUACACAACAAAAUGUGGAAAAAGUCGAGGGGUGUGAUACUUUCUGAAGGCACUGUAUGUCAUAUCAUGAUGAUCAUAGAUACAAAAAAUAAGAUGGCCUAUUAACUUUGAUACACACUCUGAUAGAACUCUUUAAUGUCGCAAGGAAAGCUGAAGUUGAUUAUUGGUUCACCAAGUAUUGAGUCAUUUAUACAUUUUUGUGUGUGUGUGUGCCAGGUCCAGAUGAGGUGUUGGGUCCAGAGGGGAUGGAGAAGUUCUGUGAAGACAUUGGAGUGGAACCAGAAAACGUUAGUCUUCCUCUCCUCUUUUCUCUUCAUCCACCCACCCAUCCAUCCAUCGUUGAUAAUUAUGAUGUAUGUUCCCUCUCUUUACCCCCUCUCCUCUUUCCCCCCUUCUCUCUUCCCCUCCUUCUCUCCUCUCUUCCCCCUUCUCUCUUCCCCUCCUCCUCUCUUUCCCUCCUCCUCUCUUCCCCUCCCUCCUCCUCCUCUCUUCCCCCCCUCCCCCCCUCCUCCUUUCCCCCUCCCUCCUCCUCCUCUCUUCCCCCCUCCCCCCCCUCCCUCCUCUCUCUUCCCCCCCCCCCUCCUCCUCUCUCUUCCCCCCUCCUCCUUUUCCCCUCUUUCCCCCCCUCCUCCUCCCCCUCCUCUCUUUCCCCCCCCUUUCCCCUCCCUCUUCCCCCCCUCCUUCCCCCCCUCCUCUCUUCCCCCCCCUCUCCUCCCCUCUCCUUCCCCCCUUCCUCUCCUCCCCCUCCCCCCCCUUCCCCUCCUCUCUUCCCCCCUCCUCCUCCUCUCUUCCCCCCUCCCUCCUCCUCUCUUCCCCCCCCCUCCUCCUCUCUUCCCUCCUCUCUCCCUCCCCCCUCCCUCCCCCUCUCCCCCUCUCCUCCUCCCCCCUCCUCCUCCUCUCUCCCCCCCUCUUCCUCUCCUCCCCCCCCUCCUCCUCUCUUCCCCCCCCCUCCUCCCCUCCUUCCCCCCCCCCUCCUUUCCUCCUCCCCCCCCUCCUCCUCCUCCCCCCCCCCUCCUCCUCUCUCCCCCCCUCCUCUCUCUUCCCCCCUCCCCCUCUUUCCUCCCCUCUCCCCCCCCCUCUUCCCCCUCCUCCUCUCUCCCCCCUUCCCCUCUCCCUCUCCCCCCCCCUCCUCCUCUUUCCCCCCUCCUCCUCCUCUCUUCCCCCCCUCCUCUCUUUCCCCCUCUCCUCUCCUCCCCUCCUCCUCUCUCUCUUCCCCCCCCUCCUCCUCCUCUCUUCCCCCCCCCCUCCUCCUCUCUCCCCCCCUCCCCUCCUCUCUCUUCCCCCCCCCCUCCUCCUCCUCUUCCCCCCCCCUCCUCCCCUCUCUCCCUCCCCCUCCCUCCUCCUCUCUCCCCUCCCCCCUCUCUUCUCCCCCUCCUCCUCUCUCUCCUUCCCUCCCCCGCCCCCUCCCUCCUCCUCCUCCCUCCUCUCUCUCCUCUCUCGCUCCUCCUCUGCCCGCCCCCUCCUCUCUUCCCCCCCGCCUCCUCCUCCCCCCCCCCUCCCCUCUCCUCCUCCUCUCCCCUCUCUCCCUCCGCUCCUCGUCUUCCCCUCUCUCCCUCCCUCUUUCCCUCUUUCCCCCCCCCUCUUUCCCCCUUCACACUCCCCUCUUUCCCCCCUUACCCGAACACUCCUCCUCUCUCUCUUCUCUGUCUCUCUCUCUCUUUUUCAGAUAAUCAUGUUAGUUUUAGCCUGGAAACUUGAAGCGCCAAAUAUGGGAUUUUUCACUAAGGAGGAGUGGCUUAAGGGAAUGACUUUACUACAGUGAGUAACCUUGAUUUACCACAUCACAUGUCUAUGUUUCUGAUGCUUCUGACUCUAUAGGUGUGACUGGGAAACCAUGUGUGUGUGUUUGUGACACUACACCCCCCUAUAGGUGUGACUGCAUAGAGAGGUUACAGGGGAAACUAGACUACCUGCGCAAUCAGCUCAACGACACGAUCAUCUUUAAAAACAUCUACAGAUACGCCUUCGACUUUGCCAGGGUGAGUUCUCUAUCACUGGUUCAUAGUCAGGAAAUUGUUUGACUUCCUGAGAAGAGAGGGUCUGGAUGGCAGAUGUACUUACAUCAUCUCUCCCUCUUUAUCAUCUCUCUUACCCCUCCCUCUGCCUCUCCCCGUUCUCUCCUCCCCUCCUUCCCGUCUCCUCCUCUUCCCCCUCUCUCCCCCCUCCCCCAGGAUAAGGACCAGAGGAGUCUGGACAUGGACACAGCUAAGUCCAUGCUAGCGUUGCUACUGGGGAGAACAUGGCCACUGUUCCCUGUCUUCAACCAGUUUCUGGAGGUAACACACACCCUAUGCUGAACACAGCUGUGUGGUUCCUGUACUGACUCGCUCCUAAUAUCUCCUUUCUCUUCUCUCUCUGUCCUCCCUCUCCUCCUCUCUCUGUCCUCCCCCUCUCCUCUACACUCUCCUCCUCCUUCUCUUCUCUCUGUCCUCCCCCUCUCCUCUACACUCUCCUCCUCUAUUCUCUCUCCUCCCCCUGCAGCAGUCCAAGUACAAGGUGAUGAAUAAGGACCAAUGGUAUACGUCUUGGAGUUCAGUCGUACAGUCAGCACAGACCUCAGUAACUAUGACGAGGAUGGAGCCUGUGAGUACACACACACACACACACACACAUAUUAAAACACACACUAAAACACACUAAAACACACUAAAAAACACAUACACAGUCCCUCUCACACUAACACUACUCUCUCUGCAGGGCCGGUGUUAUUGGAUGAGUUUGUGGAGUGGCAGAAAGCUCGGCUGGCAGCGUUAUAGCGGAGGGGACACUCACCAAACCACAGAAGAGGAGAAAGAGGGAGCAGGAGGAAAGCGAAAGAGAGAAGCACACAUGAGGAUGUUCUGUCUCCGUUUGAAAUAUACAGAAACGGCACACACACACCUUCCAUGGAUUGUGCACACAGACACGCAUACGGUGUCACGGAGCACACACACUUCCAGUGACGGCCUCUGUGCUUCGUGGGCCAAACAAUGAAGUCCUCUCUUUCUCUCUGAAGAGACUUUUUCAGUGUUAAUUUAAACAAGUUCAACAAGAAGAAAAUAAAACAAACAAAAAGAUAAACUAAAGGGAGAACUAUUUUUCAUAUUUCACCAGUGUUAAGAUCGACUGGGGAUUUUUUCUGUUUCCUUGAACAUUUUUUCCCUUCAUUUUUGAGUCUUACCUUGUUUAUAGUAUGUUUUCAGAACAAGAAUAAAGAAUGGAAUUGUACCAAACCUGCUUCUAAACUCUGAUUGGUAUAACCAAACAUGCUUCUAACCUCUGACU